Messenger RNA from Symbiodinium sp. CCMP2592, 1818 nucleotides. Lineage: Eukaryota; Dinophyceae; Suessiales; Symbiodiniaceae. The record is from the annotation of a GenBank genome assembly.
AUGCCGACGGCGAUGGAGCAGCAUGCGACUUCGUUGCGAACUAGAAGGCAUUCGCUCGAUGAGGAUCCGUCGUUUCCGAUGUAUGCACUCCCUGUGGGAAUUUUUCUGGGCUUGACCGCGCUGAGGGAUCACGAUGAUUUGCUACGCAGCGGUGCCCUUAUCGAGUUCAAGUAUCACUUGGGCAACGCCUUUUUUGUGUCUCACCAGUGGACCUCUGUGGAGCAUCCUGACCCUACCUUUGAGCAAGCACGUGUACUGCAGGAGGCGAUUCGCAACCUGCUGUCCGGAAGGAGCAAGGCCUCCCUGCAACCAAACACGGAAUUGAUUUGUGGGCGAGGAGCCCAGAAGCACGUGUCCCCGGAGGCAUUGAACAGAAAACCCCUCUACCUUUGGUACGACUUCUUCUGCUGUCCACAAUCCAAGGGGGACGCCAGGCUCCGGGAUGCCAUUGACAGCAUUCCUGCCUACAUCGUGCGCUGCCAGUUCUUUUUCAUUCUUUGCCCAGUUCUCGAACAUGCGGAGGACAAAGAAAUCCUGCGAAUGUCGACAUGGCAGACACGAGGUUGGUGUUUGGCUGAAGCCACUGUGUGGGAGCUCGCGAGCGACAUAAAGUUCAUGCUCAGGAUUGAGAGCGCGCAUCAUCAAACCCUGACAGCACAGCUCGCCAUGUUGUUGUCUCCACCCGGGCUUGGAGACUUCAGCAUCGAAAGCGAUCGUGCCCGGAUCGGGGAGGUCCUCCAAGACAUCAUACGGAAGAAACUAGUGUCCUGCUUGCAGAGAAAGGACUGGCAUGGCUACAGGUAUUUGCUAAACCAACAGACGGCUCGACUCCGUGGUCUCCCAGUAGAAGCCGUUCCAGGUUUGCUUCCUCCUUUGGAUGAAGGGAAACGUGCAUCAACGACCGAGAGCGAGAGCCUUGUUGCAAAUUUCUUGCAUCAGAAUGGCUUUUGUCAUCUUCACGACCGGGACUCCGCCGGAUGGUCGCCCAUGUGCUAUGCGGCAGUAGGUGGAAACGCAACACUCAUUCAAGCGCUCUUGGAACAAAGGGCAAGUGCCAAUGACAGCAUCAAGAAAAUGAAGCUUGAUGCACAGUUGCCAAGGGGGAUGCAUGUGCUUCAGAUGUGUGCAGUGAUCGGCCAUAACGCUGCCAUGCAAGUGCUGAUAGCAGCUAGGGCAGAUGUGCAUGCAAAGUCGGCGCAAGCGUCAACCACCAGCCUCACCGCAGCAUCCGUCGCAGACAACGUGGUGGGCAUUCGUAUUCUGUGCGAUGCUGGCGCCAGGGUCUUGGACAAGGAUGGUCUUGGUUUGGAUGCUUUGCGGACUGCAGCCACUGCGGGUAGAGUCAAUGCGGCGCGAGAGAUUCUGGCCCGAAGUCCUUCGCCAGACUGCGGAUGGGCCUUGCACCUGUCCAUGAUGUUUGGGCAAGGCUCGGCGGAAUUCGUGUCCUUGUUGGUGGAUGCCAAGGCGGACGUGAACGAACAAAUGGCCCCGAGCUGCACUAGCAUGGUUGGCCUCCUCUUCAGGGUGGCAGGCUGGCGACAUCGUUUGGGACAUUCCAGAUUGAGCACCCUUGGCUUUCACCAUGUUGGUGCAACUCCGCUCAUGAUUGGAAUCAUUUGUGCCAGCUUCGAUGCCUGUGCCGCUUUGGUUGAAGCUGGGGCACACCUGGACUUGAAGAACUCGCGAGGAAAGACAGCCGGAGACUUGGCAGCCGAGAUGAGUGCUCCGGACUUCCUGAUGAGCGUCUUCGAGGGCAGGGUGGAGCCAUGUGUGUCGAUUGCCUCAGCCUGCAGCAACAAGUCCUUCUUCUCCAUUUGA